ACGUAUGGCGAACAUGCCGAGUAUGGCAUCGCAACUCGUCAACGGCGUUCUGCCUUUUCUUUCUCUCGGUUUACCUGCUGUGUCUCAGAGUAUCCCCGGUGCAAGCUUGUUCACUGGCGGUGGUUUACCGGGCUCAGGAGCAUAUGAAUUGGUUGAUGACUACCAACCAAGUGUGUUCUUCAGUAAAUUCAACUUCUACAAUAUAUGUGAACGAAUCCGUUGCCAAUACAAAUGGUUACGCGACUACGAACAACGACAGCGUUACAAUCAGUGUAGAUACAACGAACUUAUGGCCGAAUGGUGGACCAGGAAGGCCAGCUGUCAGAAUUAUCAGCGACAACACAUAUACUCACGGUCUCUUCGUCUUGGAUCUGAGCCACAUGCCGUAUGGUUGUGGAACCUGGCCAGCAUUUUGGCUACUUGGACCAGAUUGGCCAGGAAAUGGCGAAAUAGGUGGGCAAAGCUGCAUUUGAGUGCUAACAUUCCACUAAGCGAUUCCAGAUAUCAUCGAAGCAAUGCAAAUGGUAACUCUGGAUGUGGAAGCAUGGCCAAUGGUACUGCAACUCCCAACAACUACGGCCAAGGACUUAGCGACAACGGUGGUGGUGUUUACAUUACCGAAUGGACCUCAGCUUUCGUUCGUGUUUGGUUCUUUCCUCGUGACGGUAUUCCUUCGAGUGUGGCUGAGGGCUCUCCCGACGUUACUGAGUUUGGAUUACCCAUGGCGAACUUCCAAGGUUCCUGCGACAUUGACUCUCAUUUCGCUAACCACAGUAUCAUCAUCAAUACUGAUUUCUGUGGUGCAUGGGCUGGAUUCGCUUAUUCGAACUUCCCAGAGUGUCCAUUGACGCCUGGCAUGAAUGGCUACGAUUCCUGUGUGGACUAUGUUGGCAACAACCCGCAGGCCUUCGUACAGGCGUACUGGGAGAUCAACUCGAUCAAGGUUUACCAGUUGCCUGUCAACGUGGCAUCAUCUUCUGUUCCAACCAGCACUGCACCAUUGACUUCGUCUUCGCCUAUUAGUGUCAGUGGCAGCAUCAUCAAUCCUGUAAUGGGCCAGUCCACGUCGUCUUUGCCUCUCUCGGUGCCGUACACUGGGCCACUUUCUUCUGUAUCUUCUACUGUCUCGUCCUCAGCUACCGCAUUGGCCACUCCACUCAUCUGUUUCCCAUACGACGGCAAGAAUUGGACAGAUUACAACGGAAUUUCGUAUACCAUCAGCUGUGGAUACGAUCUCACUGGUCAAAGCCUGAACGGUGAUGGUCAAUCAGUUGAUAGCUUCGAAGCUUGCAUCGAGCUGUGCGAUGGCACAGUUGGAUGUGGUGGAGUUACUCACCUUGGCGGUAAUGGAGCAGGCACUUGCACUCUGAAGACCGGCAAAGGCACUCUCCAAUACGAUGGUCAUACUUUCGUCGCUCUGGUCAUCUCCAACAGCUCUAGUGCCUCUUCGACGCUAUCGGCAGCGACUGCAACAAUCUCUCUUUCCUCUAGUCCUCCGAAGACUGCCACACUCCAACCAACUGCACAGGCAUCGACUUGCCCUGAAGCUAAUAACGCUGUGUACGUGGACGAAAACGUGGUUCCCUAUAUCGUGUAUUGCUCCUCGGAUACAGACGUCAGUACAUUUAAUGAAACCAUGGUUCACAGUGGUGGGUUUGCGGCCUGCUUCACCAUCUGCGAUGUCACACCAGAUUGCGUUGGUUUUACCUUCGAAGGUACAUCGGCAGGCACCUGCAGUUUCAAGAACCAGUUUGGUAGCCCCUCUUCAGCUGCCUCCAACUUCGUUGUCGCUUUUCUCUCGCAAGGUCAAAAUUCGACUUCAAAUUCCUCAGGUGCAGCUUCCUCUACUUCGUCCGCAACGAGUUCUGUUGUGCUGCCUAGUUUGUCGGCAUACGAAAGCACCUCCUCGGCUUUAGCAAGCAGUAGUUCGUCCUCUAUCCAGAGCUCUCUUGCUUUGAGCUCGAGUGUUCCUGCUAUAACAUCGAGUGCUGCUGUCUCGUCCUCAGCAUCUUCAAUUUCCUCUUCUACAUCGUCGGUCACCUCGACUUUGCCAUUAACAACCUCCUCUGAAAGCCCUCAAAUCGUCUACUACGUUGCUCCACCAUGUCCCUCAUCCGCGGACAACAUCUGCAAUUUCAACACACCGACGACCUGUUCUAAUGCUCGUGGCGCAAACUUCGACGUCGCUUGUGGAAAUUCGUACACGGGAACCACGAUUGACAACAACAGCAGAGUACGCAUCAUGAAGCGUGUGACUGAGCCAUCAUAUACCGACUGUCUUGAUCUGUGUGACGAUACAGAUGGUUGUGUCGGUGUCAACUACAAAGGAGACGAGUGCACCCUAUUCAGUCAGAUCACGGGUACUGUUCCUGAUCCUGACAAUGUCGCUGCUACGCUCUUGCCUCCCGUACCAGUCACGUCAACAUCUGCUUCUACAUCGUCACCGACUGCGUCUACACUUCCGACCUCCAGCUCCAUCUCGGCAUCUAGCUCCCCGCCUGCUUCCUCUUCAUCAGUCGUGUCGUCAGCCACACUGUCAACUGCGUCUUCGAUCACAUCUCCAAUCACGUCAUCAACCCAAUCGUCGAGUGUAUCGUCAUCUGUAUCAUCGACUGUUUCGUCGCCUGCUGCUGGUCCGACGUGUCCGGGAGCUGCUGGUCAGACCUACACAGACUCGAACGGAGCCAAUUACACUGUCGCCUGUGACAUGAAUGUUCAAGGAGGUGAUCUUUCUAGUGCAUACCGCGCCGCUUCUCUUCUGGGUUGUUUGCCUAGCUGCGAUGUCACGACAGGCUGUAUAGGUGUAGUCUACGACACGUCGUCCUCUUCCUGUCAGAUGAAGUCUACCUUCACCGGUACUCAGGUGCCUGGCGCAAACUUCAUCAUCGCUGUACGCGUGGGCGCGACAGAUCCUGGUCUCUCGUCAUCAUCAUCAAGCUUGACAAGCUCCUCUUCGUCUUCAGGAACCAGUCUCUCUAGUGUCGGCUCUAGCAGCAUUUAUCCUGCAAGUGCGACGGUCACUGUUGUCAGUACGUUUGUCACAACUGGGGUGCCUCCCAGCGGCAGUAUGGCUUCUGGUAGCGUGAGUACAGGCUCAGGCUCUUUGUGCUUCACUUGCUUCUUGACCCCCACUGUAGUGACUGGAGGUGGCACAUAUGAGUCUCCUCCCGUGGCUUCUAACACUGGCGGUGCAUGCUCUGCUCAAUCCCCUAGCUCUUUUGGAACGACGACUGUGUUCAUGACCGAAACAGUCACUGCUUGCCCAACUCCAGGCAUGUGUCCGCCCGAAGGCUUUGGGUGGGGUGGCACACUAUUCGGAUCCAAUUUCAGCAGUUUCAGCAUGGCUUCCCAAAGCUCUUUCGCAUCCAUGGGUGGUGGAUCUGGAGGGCCUCCUACCUCGACUAUCAUCGUUACCAACUCUGCCGCACCAAGUGCCGGAGCAUCAGCAACGCCAGUCUGCCCGGGUUCAGAUGGUGCACUCUUCACUGAUAGCAUGGGUCAAGUUUACGAGAUUGGUUGCCGACGAGUCAUUACUGACCAAACACUCUCAACCUCUAAUGUGUCUUCCCUGGCCUCUUGUAUCAGUGCUUGCGACAUGUACAACCUACAGAGCUUCAACUCUCCCAGCUUGUGUCUGGGUGUUUCUUUCUAUACAGGUCUCACUGUUGGUCCAGGCACGGGACCUGGAACUGGCCCCGGAACUGGCCCAGGAACCGGCCCUGGAUCUACAGUUUAUGCUGUCUCGACUGCCGUAUCGACCAUUGUCUCCAACGGACAAACGAUCCUCUCAACAUAUGGAGUGAGCACAGCAGUCAGCGUUGUAUACCAGCCGGCAAGUACACGAACAGUGACCACGACCACGAUUUCCGUAUCGGUGUCUGUUUCCGAACGCACUAUUGUCUCCACAGCGCCAGGAGCCACAGUUUCGGUGGGUGGCGGUACUGGAGGAGGUGGACAAGUGGUCACGAUCACCGCUGGUGGUGGCAACUACAUCACGGUCACACAGGUCAUAACGAGCUACGCCCAGCCUACAAGCUCCCCUUCAUCUUUCACCUGUAGAACAUACGCCACAAACUACCUCAAUGGUAUGCAUGGUCGUAAGUUGUUGAAGAAAAGAAGUGUUUUCGAUCAUCAUGGAAUUGGUCAGUCUGAUCCCAUGGCGCCGACUUCUGGAGCUGCACCA
Aureobasidium musti is the source of this 4183-nucleotide messenger RNA. The record is from the annotation of a GenBank genome assembly. Lineage: Eukaryota; Fungi; Ascomycota; Dothideomycetes; Dothideales; Saccotheciaceae.